UCUUUAACAUAUGUAGUGGAUACAACAGGUUCUAUGUCUGAUGAUCUACAAGCUCUGAAGUUAGUGAAUGGUUGGCUCCUUGAUCGUGUAACAGCACGAUUUCCCUGUGGUGUUCGGCAAUAUACAAUGGUGGAAUAUAAUGAUCCAGAUGUUGGCCCUGUUAGGAUCACACAGUCCGUCAAAGACUUUGACAAUUUCUUCAAUAGUUUAGUAGCCAGAGGAGGAGGUGAUUGCCCAGAACUGGCUGUGAGUGGAAUUGAACAAGCUCUGACAAAGUCUCCAUCCCACUCAUUCAUUUUAGUCUUAACUGAUGCAUCCGCUAAAGACUACAAUAAUGCAGCAUUGGUACAGAGGACACGUUCCCUUAUAACAACAAAGAAGUCACAGGUCUCCUUUUUGAUCACAGGGCUUUGCUCUGGUUUGAAUGAUCCAGCUUUUCGUAUUUACAGAGAGCUUGCAUCUCUUAGUUUUGGACACGUCUUUCAAGUCACUCUUUCAGACUUAAGUAAAGUAUUCAACUACUUGGAUUUCACACUUGCAAGACCUGUUAACAGCUCCGUACAGAUCUUUACGGGAGAUUUUACUGCCAACAACCAUUCUGACAACUUCAUGGUCGCAAACAAUUUUACUGAAUUCAUUGUGACGACUGACGGCAUGAUUUAUUCUAUUAGAAUUACAGGACCUGAUUCUGUUGACGUGUCAAUGAAAACAAUGAUUUCAGAAGUUUGGGGAUCCAUGCACCAAGUGAAAAAUCCUGCAAAAGGUCUCUGGACAAUACAUGUCUCUGCAGGAGGCCAGCAUGCUAUUCGAAUUGAAGGAUUUGAAGCGGUCAACAUAUCAUCUACAGCACGUUGCUCAGACUGCCACACCAAUGCCACGUGUGAAGACAUUUCAGGAUCAUUGACCUGUUCCUGCAAGGAUGGAUUCAUUGGUGAUGGGUUUGCCUGCUCCGAUAUUGAUGAAUGUGCUUAUUCCUGGUCAAAUAACUGUCCAGCUGGCACUUGUGAAAACACUUUUGGCUCUUACACCUGUAGAUGUCCCAGUGGAUACUAUGUAACCCCUGAAAAAACAUGCAGUGACAUUGAUGAGUGUUCUGACUCUGCUCUUCACAAAUGUCACCCAUCGGCAACAUGUAUUAAUUCACCUGGUAGAUAUUCAUGUGUAUGCCCUCCUGGUAUUUUUGGUGAUGGUUUUUUCUGUGACGUUGAUGACUGUUCAAAAGAUGUGUGUGGAAUUGGUCUGGAAUGUAUACAAUUCCAUGGUUACUACAACUGUUCCGACCCAUGUUUAAAUCAUACUGUUCUUAAUGAACCCUGGCGGGGAUCAUCUGAACCUGGUUUAUCCAGUCUCAACUGUGAUAGAGACAAAUAUGGCUGGUACCGCUUUGUAGGUAAUGGAGGUGUACGCAUGCCAGAAGCUUGUGUACCCCAAUACAGCUGUAAUACACAUGCUCCCAUGUGGCUACGUGGAUUACACCCCUUAAUUGAUGAGGGUAUUGUAAAUCGAACAACCUGCGGUCACUGGUCUGGAGAUUGCUGCAAUUGGUCAACUGCUGUCCAAAUUAAGUUUUGUUCCGGUGGCUACCAUGUCUACAAAUUCAGUGGGACACCAGCCUGCACGUUGUCCUAUUGCACAGACCCAGAUACAGCCGAUGAGUCUUGUGGCGCAGAUGAAGAAUGGAAAUUGAAGGAUGGAGUUUAUGGUUGUCACUGCAAAGACAAAUACAACAUCUCUGCUAUUGCAGAUAUUCGUCCUGUAUUAACAUGUGGCACCUAUGAAAUGAAGGCAUCGUUUCAGAAAUGCCAGUUCAAAACCUUGAAAGUCAACAGUUUAACUCUUAAAGACAGUAGCUGCUUUGGGUUUCAGGAAGACAAUGCAACAAACACAUUUUCAAUAAUAUCUCCUCUUCGAGCAGGGGCAUGUGGUACCCAAUUAAUUAAAAAUGAAACACAUGCUGUCUAUGUCAAUACCCUGUUUUUAUCACUGGGAGUUGGGGAUGGCAUUAUCAUAAGAACAGAGAAUGUGAAUGUAGCAAUGUCGUGUACAUACAAGCUUGGUAUGUUGGUCAGUCUGAACACAGCUCUGGAACCUGUUGUCAAUUCCACAAAUAUUACCAUUGGAGGCACUGGGCAGUUUACCGCAUAUAUGGCUCUCUUUAAAGACAACAGCUACACUACGCCCUAUGAAGGAAGCAAUGUUGUAUUAUCAGUCAGGUCACUAUUGUAUAUUGGUGUCUUCAUUGAUGGGGGAGAUCCUUCUCAGUUUGUACUGGUACUGAAAAACUGCUACGCUACUCCCACUGAAAGCGCAGACGAUCCUGUGAAAUACUACAUCAUCAAGGAUGGUUGCCCUAACAAGCAGGACUCCUCUAUCAGCGUAGAGGAAAAUGGGGUCUCAACACAAUCACGUUUUUCUGUGCAAAUGUUUCAGUUUGUUGGGGAUUACAGCCAUGUGUACCUGCACUGUCAGAUAAGCCUGUGUGAUUUCAAAGAUGGAUUGUGCACACCAUCUUGCUCUGGAGUGAGAUCUCUCAAUGCUGUAACUAAGGCUGCAAACUACAAUUUGAGAUUGGGCCCAAUAACUCGUGAAGGUUCUUCCUCUUCAGGCACUGCAAGCAAAAAUGGAUCUUGGGCCUUUGUAACUGCACUCAUCCUGCUGGCGAUGUUUGUGUGA
This is a messenger RNA of Pelobates fuscus (common spadefoot toad), 2673 nucleotides long. Its product is annotated as uromodulin-like. The coding region runs from base 34 to 2673 and encodes 879 amino acids. The transcript is spliced from 15 exons. Gene Ontology annotation, molecular function: calcium ion binding. NCBI's taxonomy places the organism in Eukaryota, Metazoa, Chordata, Amphibia, Anura, Pelobatidae. Gene Ontology annotation, cellular component: apical plasma membrane; cell surface. The record is from RefSeq and is a predicted model, not a curated record. Gene Ontology annotation, biological process: neutrophil migration.